UUCAAUUUAAUUCAUGCACCAUUUUCCAUCAAUCUCUUUCGUACAGGUUCUGUUUGGCCUCGUUCUAUUAUUGCCUGUAGUAUUUGGCGUUUUACUGCCUAUACAGGUUGCAAUGCUAAUGAUGUUUUUCUAGCCUGGGCAGCUAUCGAAAGACAUAUUCUUAUUUAUCACAGCAAUUUAAUGAAACGACCUCGUUAUCAAAUAUUAUUUCACUAUGUUCCUUUGGCACUUCUUCUUGUUUAUCUGAUCGGAUUUAAUGCUGCUUGUUUUCUUACACCAACAUGUUUUACAAGCUACAACUUCAAUGUCGUUUUCUGCGAUGCAAGUUGUCUUAAUGCGGUUCCAUUUAUGGCAACUUGGUAUUUAAUGGUUAAUCAAUUGACUGCUGCUAUUAUUGCAAUAGUUUUUAGUUUGGCCUUAUGGCUCCGUGUUAUUUAUCAACGAAAGCGCGCAAAAGGAACUGUCGAAUGGCGUCGUUUAAAUAAACUGACCACUCAAGUACUUGUCAUUACCGUUCUCUUCAUAGUUCUUGAAAUGCCUUAUGCCAUUACAUGUACUAUAAAUUAUUUAAAAAAUAUGGAUGAAUCAAUAAUAUUUGGUUAUGGCAAUUCAAUUAGUCUCUUUCUUUGUUACAUCAUGCCAAUAAUUAUGCCGUUCGCCUGCCUUCUCGGUUUACACAAAGAACUCUGGCCACGACUCAUGAAACCAAUUAAUCAUUUGUUGAAACGAAACGAAAAAGAAAAAAGUUCUGUCGUAGCAACUGAACAAUUAAGUAUUACCAAACAAUAA
Messenger RNA from Adineta steineri, 789 nucleotides. The record is from the annotation of a GenBank genome assembly. Lineage: Eukaryota; Metazoa; Rotifera; Eurotatoria; Adinetida; Adinetidae.